Messenger RNA from Crotalus tigris (Tiger rattlesnake), 3748 nucleotides. It is a transcript of the gene RSRC1, whose product is annotated as arginine and serine rich coiled-coil 1. Bases 141 to 1001 code for a protein of 286 amino acids. Gene Ontology annotation, cellular component: cytoplasm; nucleus. The transcript has 9 exons. Gene Ontology annotation, biological process: alternative mRNA splicing, via spliceosome. NCBI's taxonomy places the organism in Eukaryota, Metazoa, Chordata, Lepidosauria, Squamata, Viperidae. The record is from RefSeq and is a predicted model, not a curated record.
GGCACGUGGAUGGAUGAGCGUUGUGAUGGUUUAGUAAGGUCUGGCUGGCGGUCUGGAGGAGGAAGGCGCUGAGCUCAAACUACGGAAGCUCGGCAGCGCCGGGGCCUUCAGCGCGCUCGCGGGCGCCUGAGCUUGCUAAAAUGGGUCGCCAUUCAUCAGACACUGAAGAAGAGUCUAAAAGCAGAAGAAAAAAGAAACAUCGUAGAAGGUCAUCUUCAAGCAGUUCCUCAGAUAGUCGAAGUUACAGCCAUAAAAAAUCUGGAAGAAAAUCAAGAUCACGGUCUCGAGAUCUCCAGUUUCGUUCACAUUCAUAUGAAAAAAAAUCACAUUCCAGACCCCAACAACGAUCCUACAGUCGCAGCAGCGAAAGAACUAGUCACAGGAGAACCCAUAGUGGGUCUCGUGAGAAAGAAAGACGUAAAGGCAGGGAUAAAGAGAAAGCAAGGGAGAAGGAAAGAUCCAGAGGGAAAGAGAAAGAGCAGCAUUACAACAAAAGUGGAGAUGCUGGAAACAUCAAAACUGGAUUAGAACAUCUGUCUGCUGCUGAACAAGCCAAAGCUAGACUACAAUUGGUCCUUGAAGCUGCUGCUAAAGCUGAUGAAGCAUUAAAAGCAAAAGAGAGAAGCGAAGAAGAAGCAAAGAAGAAAAAAGAAGAUCAAACCAGUCUUGUUGAGCAAGUAAAACGAGUCAAAGAAAUUGAAGCAAUUGAAAGUGACUCUUUUAUUCCACAGACAUUUAGAUCGAGCAAAGAAGUCAAAAAGGUCACAGAAUCUGCUGAUAUCAAAAAUGAACCUGGAAUUACAGAAGUUUCAAAUGCUGGUAUUGCUGUUACUGAAAAAGAAAUAAAGCCUGGAAUUAUUCCUACUGCUAUCAAAUACCAGGAUGAAAACUCACUUGCCCAUCCCAAUUUAUUUAUUGACAAGGCAGAAGCAGAAGAAAGAUGGUUCCAAAGGCUGAUGUCUCUUCGACAAGAGAGGCUAAUGGGCAGUCCUGUGGCUUGAGUGAAUUAAAUAACAAACAUACUUUCAUUGUGCGUUCCAUUGUAAAACAAUUCAUGACACAAUUGAAUGAGUAUAUAAAUAUUGCCUAGAGUGAGGGUGGAGUGAAGGGAAGUAUGAGAGGAAGUAUAUUUCUGGAAUCAGCCAACAGAUUUAUGUCAUAUUAAAGGUAUUAUAAAGACUAUACCAAACUAUUAAGAUUGAAUGUCCUUCACAAUUCAUUAAAGUCUAUGGAAAUUUACUAUUGCUUUGCAAAACAAUUAUUUGUAGACAUAUUUUAUGCCAUUUAUUUUCCUAGUGUAUUCCUGUUAUGCUUGAGAUUCAAACUGCUCUGCAUGUUAUUUUAUAUCUGAUGGGGCACUUCUGCUUCUCCCAAGGGCAGUUCCUCCCAAGUUCCUCCAUAUUGGCAGUUAUGUGUAAGAGACCUUAGCACUAACAAUGUCUUCCCACCUAAUAACGUUUUGUGACUGAAAGCUAGAACAACAAUGAGGAAGCAGUUGAAUGAGAAGUGAGAGUCUGGCAAUAUUAUUUAAUUAUACAAAUGACGAUAGACACUUUUUAAAUUAGUGUUCAGUGGAUAUAAUAUUCAAUACAUCUCUAGAUAUACUUCAGGUAGAAUGCAAAUGGGGAAGAAAGCUUUAUCUGUUGUCAUCAGAUUUUGUAAAAUCAAUAUACAAGAGAGGACAUACACAAGAUUUAUAAAUAAUGAAUUAUAUCCACCAAAAUAAAAAAGAGAAAACCUGACUCCUUAUUAGAAGAUGCUACUUGGUUUCAUGAAAUGCUACAUGGACAUGGGAAAAAAAUGAAUAUGCUGAAAACACACUUAGUAUGGAAAAUACACUGAGGGGGUGAGGAGGGGUCCAGUCUAUGCAGCUUCAUCUUUCUAGACAACAUCUAAAUAUUUGACUAAAAUGUGUCUUUUUAUUUUCCAUAUAUUGGUGAACAUAAACAUUUUCAAAACAUAGCAUUGCCAUGCUCUGUUUCAUCACUUCAAACAUCUUCUUUGUUACAUUAAAGCUGAGUAAAAAAGAAGAAAAUUGGUAAAGCAUCAGUGAAUCACCUGAAUCAUAAGUACUCUAUUCUUAAACAUAGAUACGUUGUUAAAAAGACUUACAAGAAGAAGAUUGAAGAAGGAAAACCAAGACAAAGCUGGUAACAAACAUUCACCCUCCCAGCCCAAGACUGAAAGGCCCUGAGUUAUAUAAUGAUAAUAAUAAUAGUAAAAUUGGAAGGGACCUUGGAGGUCAUCUAGUCCAACCCCCUGCUCAGGCAGGAAACCCUAUACAAUUUUGGACAAAUUGAUGUCCAGUCUCUUAAAAACCUCCAGUGUUGGAGCAUUCACAUGGAGGCAGGUUGUUUCACUGGUUAAUUGUUCUAACUGUCAGGAAGUUUCUCCUUAGUUCUAGGUUGCUUCUCUCCUUGCUUAGUUGCUAAAGUCCCUGCUGCUGUCUGUGAUGGAUACAUGGCUUCUAAAAUACCAAACAGCCAGAAAGCUAUUGAUUUUGGGAGGAUAUUAUAGCCACCUUUCAGCCAAACACGGGGCUAAGAGUGUAGGACAGUCAAACCUGCCUGUAAUAACAAGAAGGUGAAAAAGAGAGAAGGAAGUUUAUGAAAAUUCAGACGAACUGAAAAUAAGAUUCCUUACAAGAAUUCCUUAUAGAAAUAAGCACAUUGAUAAGUCAGUGUCAUAGAUGUUCUUCAGUAAGAGUUGGUAUUUUUUAAAGAAUAAGAUCUUCCCUGCAAGAAGUCAAGGGGAAAAACCCCUCAUUCUUGGUCUAUAGUCCACACACACACACACACACACUAAAUCCAGAUUUUUUUAAAAAAAUAUUAAUCAUGUAUUUUAAAAAAGAAAAAGGGAAUGAGUAAGCAAACAAAAGGAGAAAAUCUAGAAAAAUCUGGAAUUUUUAAAUCAAAUUUGUAUUUUAGUAUCUUUUUUCAAUAGAGUACAUAGCCUUUUAUUUAAAGCAAUCCAAGCAUUGCUAAAUUCUGAGGAAUAGAUUAUAUAAUGAUGCAGCCUAAACAUGUACACAAAGGUUGCUUUGGCCUUUGAAAUGCCUAAUAAAUGGAUUAAAUCAAUAACAAUGAAUUUGUGAAGCACAUGAGCAUCUUUCGUUAUUGUUGUAUUAUUGUCACCAAGUAAGUAGACUUCAUAGAAUCAGUCUGAAGACUCUUGAAAGAAAUUACAGUGUUCUUUAACAGUUCUUUAAAUGUUUAAUAUACUUAUUAACCUAAUACUUAGUAUUGUUUUCCCUUAAAAAUACUUACAUAAGAAAUAAUGAAUGUUGAUUAGUAUCAGCUUUAAGGAGCAACUGAAAGUCCAUGGCAAAAAUUUGCUUCAUAUUUAUGUAAAUGUAUUAAAAAAAUUCUGAGAACUACAUCAUAGGCCGCUGACCUCUGACACAAUAUAAUUUGUUGUCAUAUGAAGUACAUAAGCAUUAUUUAUUUACUGGUACAUUAUUGAUGAUGUCUACUUCAUGUAUGAUAGAUGGAAGGGACUUGCAAAUGGAGUGUGUCAAAAACCUAUAGAAAUCAAUAAUGAAUCUAACUGUACUUAGUUUCAUCUUAUUUUGAGAAGUUGUCACAUUUAGAAAAAUGAAAACAGGACAAAGUUGAUGCCACUCAGUUGCAUGCAGUUCACAACAUUUCUGUAAAAGGUCAAACCUGUGCUUAAAAGACAAACGUAUCAAUUUUAAUACAACAUCAAUGGGUUUCAAAAAUUAAUAAAGAAACUACGUAUAUGAAGUCUA